Molecule: messenger RNA, 672 nt
Organism: Lodderomyces orthopsilosis Co 90-125
Lineage: Eukaryota; Fungi; Ascomycota; Pichiomycetes; Serinales; Debaryomycetaceae
Gene: VPS21
Product: Rab family GTPase
Exons: 1
Coding region: 1-672 (223 amino acids)
Molecular function (GO): GTP binding; GTPase activity
Source: RefSeq, a predicted model, not a curated record
AUGAGUAGUAGCCAUCCACAACCAGCCACGUCAGUCAAGCUAGUGCUACUCGGGGAAGCAGCCGUUGGAAAAUCCUCCUUAGUAUUGCGGUUUGUGUCCAACGAUUUUCAAGAAAAUAAAGAACCCACUAUUGGAGCUGCAUUCUUGACGCAAAAAUGUACCAUUGGUGAUCGUACCAUCAAAUAUGAGAUUUGGGACACUGCAGGACAAGAACGGUUUGCGUCACUAGCACCUAUGUAUUAUCGAAAUGCCCAAGCUGCUAUUGUGGUGUAUGAUAUAACUAAACCGGCAUCAUUUGUCAAAGCUAGACAUUGGGUUAAAGAACUACAUGAACAAGCAAGUAAAGAUAUUACUAUUGCUCUUGUUGGGAACAAAUAUGAUUUAGUUGAAGAUGAGCCUGAGGAUGGAAAUACGGGAGAAGGAGACCAAGAGUUGUUGAGGAAAGUAAGUAAAGAAGAAGGACAAGCAUUGGCUGAUGAAGAAGGCUUACUCUUCUUUGAAGCUAGUGCAAAGACGUCUUAUAAUGUUAAUGAAGUGUUUGUUGGGAUUGGGGAGAAGAUCCCCGAUAAUAAUAAACAAGGUGGUAGUGCUGCAACCAACAAUGGAGAAGUCAAUGAAAAUAGAAUUGAUCUUAGUGUUGAGAACAGGAAAUCAUCCUCCCUGUGUUGUUAA